Molecule: messenger RNA, 333 nt
Organism: Cantharellus anzutake
Lineage: Eukaryota; Fungi; Basidiomycota; Agaricomycetes; Cantharellales; Hydnaceae
Exons: 3
Coding region: 1-333 (110 amino acids)
Biological process (GO): translation; ribosomal small subunit assembly
Cellular component (GO): cytosolic small ribosomal subunit; ribosome
Molecular function (GO): RNA binding; structural constituent of ribosome
Source: RefSeq, a predicted model, not a curated record
AUGUUCUGGGCAUCGAUAGCACGCUCACGAUCGUCUUGGAAAGGCCCAUUUUUUGUCUCAUUUCCCAACAUCCAAGAGGCGAAACAGUCUGGCAUCCCAAUAAAGACCCGCGUGCGCUCAUGUACCAUACUUCCCACUUUUGUUGGAGCUAGAUUCCGAGUUUAUAACGGGAAGGACUAUAUCCCCGUCCACAUAACACAGGAAAUGGUGGGACACAAACUAGGGGAGUUUUCCCCGACUCGGAAACGUUUCACAUAUAAGUGCGCUCCUCUGUCUCAUCACUUGCUCUUCCGUCACUCAUUUGCAUCCAUUAGACAAACGAAAAAUAAAUAG